AUGUCUACUUCUACCCUUUCUCCAUCUUUAACUGCCAUUCCUUUAUCUUUGAAGGAGUCUCUAGACAACACCAAAGUCGAAUACCGUCGACUCGGCACAAGUGGUCUCAAGAUAUCAGUCCCUAUAUUCGGGUGCAUGAGCUUUGGUGAUACUGAAGCGCAAUCAUGGGCUAUCGAUGAAGCAGAUGCUCUACCUCUCCUUAAAGCCGCCUACGAUAGGGGCUUAAAUACCUGGGACACAGCUAACGUCUACUCCCAAGGCGUCAGCGAGGUUAUCGUGGGGAAAGCUCUCAAGAAAUACAACAUCCCGCGAGAGAAGGUCAUCAUCGCGACCAAGUGCUUCUGGGCCGUGGGCGAAACUCCUGACGUCCGUCAUUACUACUGCGGAGAAGCCCUCCACGGCUCCAAGGACUACGUCAACCAGUUCGGGCUAUCCCGCGCUGCCAUCUUCAACGCCGUGAACGCCUCCCUGAAGCGCUUGGAUACCGACUACAUCGACCUGCUCCAGAUCCACCGCUUCGACCCCAACACGCCGAUCGAAGAGACCAUGAAGGCGCUCGACGACCUCGUCCGGUCGGGCAAGGUGCGGUAUAUCGGGGCCAGCUCGAUGUGGGCGGUUAACUUCGCGCGGAUGCAGUUCGUCGCGGAGAAGAACGGCUGGACCAAGUUCAUCUCGAUGCAGAACCACUACAACCUGCUGUACCGCGAGGAGGAGCGCGAGAUGAACCGCUUCUGCAACGACACCGGCGUCGGCCUGAUCCCCUGGGCGCCGCUGUGCCGCGGCCACCUCGCCCGUCCGCCCGCGGCCUUCGGCUCCACGGAGCGCAGCAGGCUCGAGAAGGAACACAUGCCGGGUUCGCACGGGACCGUCGAGCCCGAUCUGACCAUCAUCAAACGGGUCCAGGAGAUUGCCGACAAGCGGGGCUGGAAGAUGUCGCACGUAGCCCUUGCCUGGAUCAACAAGAGGGUCUCCAGCCCGAUCAUUGGGUUCUCGAGCAUAGCUCGGAUCGACGAGGCCCUUGGUGCGAGGGGCUAUGUUCUGACGGAUGAGGAGGAGAAGUACUUGGAGGAGCUGUACCAGCCGAAGCAGAUUGCUGGCCAUGCUUAA
Molecule: messenger RNA, 1107 nt
Organism: Daldinia vernicosa
Lineage: Eukaryota; Fungi; Ascomycota; Sordariomycetes; Xylariales; Hypoxylaceae
Product: Aldo/keto reductase
Exons: 2
Coding region: 1-1107 (368 amino acids)
Source: RefSeq, a predicted model, not a curated record